CUUAGCAGAGUGUAGUUCAGUGUUGUUUACCUAAUUAUCCUCGUAAUCUUUUCUCAGUAAAGAGCUGCAGUAUAUCCAGCACAAGGUUAAUUUAAAGCAUGCGCACUGAAUGCUCACACAACACCUACAUACUUACACCCUUUAGCUGAAACAUGUGAAAUGAUUCUCAUAUUUUUUGUUUUUCCCCCCAUCAUUUAGUUCCAUUUUUCAUGUGUGUGACAUCAAGAGCAGACAAAAUGCCAAGCGUCAAACCCAAGAAAAAGAAGAUCAAGAAGGAGAUCAAUGAAGUUGAGGAGCCAGAAGCAGGUCCUGAGCCAGCUAUAGAAAUGGAGGGUCUGGAGAGCCGCAGACAGUCUGAAAGCAGAGAGCCGCUGACCCCUGAGCCUCACGACAAUCCACCACUGAAGAAGAAGAAGAAAAAGAAGGCACAUACUUUUGAUAAUGAGGGUGAACAGCAAGACCACGCCAAUGGAGAUGUUCAAGAGUCCCAUACAGAUGGUGAAGAAGUCACCAAAAAAAGCAAGAGGAAAAGGAAGAAUAAGAUGAUGGAAAACCAGUCUCCCAAUGAGCUCGGUGUGGAGGAAGAUGACAUCAUCACAGAUGUGCAUGCACCGAUAUCUCAGCGCUCUCUCUUCUCAGCCCCUCUGGGUCACAGUCAUCCUAUAGGAAAAGUGUUUGUGGAAAAGAACCGAUGCUUCCAAGCGACUGAUUUAUCCCAUGACCAUCUGGAGGAGUACAUGGAGGUCAGACCCAUGUGGAACACACGAGAUGUGGCCAUGAGGGUCCACAGCGGCUUCAGGAUCAUUGGACUUUUCUCUCAUGGAUUUCUGGCUGGAUAUGCGGUGUGGAAUAUUAUCGUGGUGUAUGUGUUGGCUGGAGAGCAGAUGACCACACUACCCAACCUUCUCCAGCAGUACCACAGUCUGGCUUAUCCAGCACAGUCUCUGCUCUACCUCCUGCUUGCCAUCAGCACUGUGUCGGCCUUCGACAGGUGUGUUAGAGAAAACAGGAGAGUGAUGUCAGGAACAACGGUACAAUUGUACAAAACAUAAUUGACCCCCGAUCAAUUAAAAACCAUAUUUUAUUCGAGAAAUAUAUUGACUCCAAUU
This is a messenger RNA of Danio aesculapii, 1109 nucleotides long. RefSeq names its product transmembrane protein 237a (gene tmem237a). The record is from RefSeq and is a predicted model, not a curated record. The coding region runs from base 210 to 1052 and encodes 280 amino acids. The transcript has 7 exons. Gene Ontology annotation, biological process: cilium assembly. Lineage: Eukaryota; Metazoa; Chordata; Actinopteri; Cypriniformes; Danionidae. Gene Ontology annotation, cellular component: ciliary transition zone.